AUGUGUAGGGAUGCUAAACGCCGCUAUAUUCAUAGUAGACUUCAGAAUACUUCCCAAGCGCAAGUUUGGGGAUUCUUACGGUCAUUAGGUGUGGGCAAGACCACGGAUAGCUUUCAAACUACCGUGGACCUCAAUGAACUAAAUCAGCACUUCAGCACGCCACCUAUAACAUUAGAUCCUGACACUAAGUCUGCUACUCUUUCAUAUCUAUCUAAUCUUGUUCCACCAGAACUGCCCCCUUUCACUUUUGAACCAGUCUCGGAGGAAACUGUUAAGAGGAAUGUCCGAUCUAUCUCCACAAAAGCCAUCGGUAGCGAUAAUCUAAGCCUGGAUAUGAUACUUCCUGUGCUGGAGGAUAUUGCACCUGUGAUCACUCACAUUAUUAAUUUCUCACUUUCGUGCAAUAUCUUCCCAACACUUUGGAAGAACGCCUACGUUAUUCCGCUACCGAAGACCUCCAAUCCUUCCUCUUGUUCUCAAUACCGUCCCAUAUCUAUACUGCCAAUCCUAUCAAAAGUCCUAGAAUCUAUAGUUCACAAACAACUGUAUUCCUACUUUACCAUCAACAACCUCAUGUGUCCUUUCCAAUCCGGUAUCCGUCCAUCUCACAGCACUGUUGGAGCACUGCUGAAUAUAACUGAGGACAUUCGGUAUGCUAUGGAUAACACCAAGCUUACUCUCCCGCCUCAACCUGCUUCCUCCUUCAACCCGCUCCAGGCGUUCUUGCAUCACUACGAUGCUCGAUGUGCCUCGGAGUAA
Molecule: messenger RNA, 759 nt
Organism: Vanessa atalanta (red admiral)
Lineage: Eukaryota; Metazoa; Arthropoda; Insecta; Lepidoptera; Nymphalidae
Exons: 2
Coding region: 1-759 (252 amino acids)
Source: RefSeq, a predicted model, not a curated record